Monopterus albus (swamp eel) is the source of this 5783-nucleotide messenger RNA. It is a transcript of the gene myo6a, whose product is annotated as myosin VIa. Gene Ontology annotation, cellular component: cytoplasm; endocytic vesicle; actin cytoskeleton. Gene Ontology annotation, molecular function: ATP binding; actin filament binding; microfilament motor activity. The transcript has 35 exons. NCBI's taxonomy places the organism in Eukaryota, Metazoa, Chordata, Actinopteri, Synbranchiformes, Synbranchidae. Gene Ontology annotation, biological process: actin filament organization; inner ear morphogenesis; inner ear auditory receptor cell differentiation. Bases 358 to 4230 code for a protein of 1290 amino acids. The record is from RefSeq and is a predicted model, not a curated record.
ACCCUAUUUUAAAUCUACCUGGACAUGAUCCUGUGGUUCUCGCGUUGAAGUGUUCCACCUCGGCCACCCCCGUACCUUCUCUGGAUAGCGCCCCCUGCAGGGACACUGACUCCGCCAGAGCUCUGACGUCACGGGGCCGGUUUCCCAAGAUUGCUGCGGGAGUCGGAGGCUGCCGGGCUGGGAGAGUGUUUCCCAGGCUUCCGGAGCGGAUAUUGAGCUACUGGAGACACUGUGGUUGGAACCUGCGCUUCUUUUUAGGGAUUAAAAAAAUAAAAAUAAAUAAAUAACCGUUUCCCGAAAAACAAGCUGCGGAGUCUCGGGAGUUUCCACACAGACGAGUGCCCUCAGAGCGGUGCGAUGGAGGAUGGGAAGCCAGUGUGGGCGCCCCACCCAACAGAAGGGUUCCAGCUGGGGACCAUUGUGGACAUCGGCGCUGACAGCCUCACCAUCGAACCUCUCAAACAGAAGGGAAAGACCUUUUUGGCUCCCGUCAACCAAGUCUUCCCUGCAGAGGACGAUGUCAACAAACACGUUGAGGACAACUGCUCUUUGAUGUAUUUGAAUGAAGCCACUCUGCUCAAUAACGUUCGUGUGAGAUACAGCAAAGACAAAAUCUAUACGUAUGUAGCCAACAUCCUGAUCGCCGUGAACCCGUACUAUGACAUCCCAAAGCUUUACUCACCGGAGGCCAUCAAGCAGUACCGGGGCAGGUCGCUGGGAACGCUGCCGCCACACGUCUUUGCCAUCGCUGAUAAGGCCUACAGGGACAUGAAGGUCCUGAAAAUGAGCCAGUCCAUCAUCGUCUCAGGGGAGUCCGGGGCUGGGAAGACCGAGAACACCAAGUUUGUGCUGAGAUACUUGACGACCUCGUAUGGAUCAGGGCAGGACAUAGACGAGAGAAUAGUGGAAGCGAACCCUUUGCUGGAGGCUUUCGGAAAUGCAAAAACCGUCCGGAACAACAACAGCAGCCGCUUUGGAAAGUUUGUGGAAAUCCACUUCAAUGAGAAGAACGCCGUAGUGGGUGGCUUCGUGUCGCACUACCUGCUGGAGAAAUCGAGGAUCUGCCGGCAAGGCCCCGAGGAGAGAAACUACCAUAUCUUCUACCGACUGUGUGCCGGAGCUCCCGAGGGCAUCAGGCAGAAGUUCCACCUCGGCUCCCCGGACACGUUCAGGUACCUGAACAGGGGGUGUACUCGGUUCUUCGCUACCAAAGAGACGGACAAAGAGAUCCCGCAGAAUCGCAAGAGCCCAGAGCACAUGAAGUCAGGCCCGCUGAAGGACCCGCUGCUGGAUGACCGCGGGGACUUCAACCGCAUGUGCGUGGCCAUGAAGAAGAUUGGCUUGGACGACACGGAGAAGCUGGAUCUGUUCAGGGUGGUGGCCGGCGUGAUGCACCUCGGAAACAUCAACUUCGAGGAGGCUGGAAGCACGUCAGGUGGCUGCACCAUCAAGAACCAGUCGAGUCAGACUUUGGAGCACUGUGCCGAGCUGCUGGGCCUGGAGGAGGAGGACCUGAGAGUCAGCCUCACUACCAGGGUCAUGCUCACAACAGCAGGGGGCGCCAAAGGAACGGUCAUCAAAGUGCCGCUCAAAGUGGAGCAGGCCAACAACGCUCGGGACGCCCUGGCCAAGGCCGUGUACAGCCGUCUGUUCGACCAUGUGGUGACCAGAGUCAACCAGUGCUUCCCCUUCGACUCCUCCGCCACCUUCAUUGGCGUCCUGGACAUUGCUGGCUUUGAGUACUUUGAACACAACAGCUUUGAGCAAUUCUGCAUCAACUACUGUAACGAGAAACUGCAGCAGUUCUUCAAUGAGCGCAUCCUGAAAGAGGAGCAAGAGCUGUACCAGAGGGAGGGGCUCGGAGUCAACGAGGUUCACUACGUCGACAAUCAGGACUGCAUAGACCUGGUGGAGGCGAAGUUGGUCGGCAUCCUGGACAUCCUGGAUGAGGAGAACCGGCUGCCUCAGCCCAGUGACCAGCACUUCACCGACACUAUUCACAACAAGCACAAGGACCAUUUCCGCCUGACGGUACCCAGGAAGUCGAAGCUGACCGUCCACAGAAACGUCAGGGAUGAUGAAGGAUUUAUUAUCAGACACUUUGCAGGAGCCGUGUGCUACGAGACGACCAAGUUUGUGGAGAAGAACAACGACGCCUUGCACAUGUCUCUGGAGUGUUUGGUCAGCGAGUCCAAGGACCGCUUCGUCCAUGAGCUCUUCGAAAACGCCAACAACAACAAAGAUGUGAAGCAGAAGGCGGGAAAACUCAGCUUCAUCAGCGUUGGCAACAAAUUUAAGACCCAGCUGAAUCUUCUGUUGGACAAGCUCCGCAGCACGGGCUCCAGUUUCGUUCGCUGCAUUAAGCCAAACCUGAAGAUGGUUAACCACCAGUUUGAAGGAGGUCAGAUUCUCUCCCAGCUGCAGUGCUCUGGUAUGGUGUCGGUGCUGGACCUGAUGCAGGGCGGCUUUCCCUCCAGAGCUCCUUUUCACGAGCUCUACAAUAUGUACCAGAAGUACAUGCCUCCCAAACUCACACGGCUCGACCCGCGCCUCUUCUGCAAGGCUUUAUUCAAAGCCCUGGGACUGAAUGAGCACGACUACAAGUUCGGCCUGACCCGAGUGUUCUUCAGGCCCGGGAAGUUUGCAGAGUUUGACCAGAUCAUGAAGUCGGACCCGGACCACCUGGCCGAGCUGGUGAAGAAAGUCAACAAGUGGCUCAUCCACAGCCGCUGGAAGAAGGUCCAGUGGUGUGCUCUGUCCGUCAUCAAACUGAAGAACAAGAUUUUGUACCGGACCGGCGCCUGCAUCAAGAUGCAAAAGACGGUUCGGAUGUGGCUCUGCAGGAAGAAGCACAAGCCGCGGAUCGACGGGUUGGUCAAGGUGCGUAACCUGAAGAAGAGGAUGGGCCGCUUCAACGAGGUGGUGGCCGGGCUGAAGGAGGGCAAGCAGGAGAUGAGCAGGCAGAUCCAGGAGCUGGAGGCCGCCAUCGAUGCCCUGAUGGUCAAAAUCAAGGGCACCGUCAUGACCCGCAUCGAUAUCGACCACGAGUACCAGGCCCUGGUGACCCGGUCAGAGCAGCUGCUGACAGCCAUGCAGAACAAGAAGAAGGAGGAGGAGGAGAGGGAGCGGCUUCGACGCAUCCAGGAGGAGAUGGAGAGGGAGAGGAAGAGGAGGGAGGAGGAGGAGCAGCGCCGCAAGCAGGAGGAGGAGGAUAGGCGACUGAAAGCAGAGAUGGAGGUGAAGAGGAAGCAGGAAGAGGAGGAGAGGAAGAGGAGGGAGGAGGAGGAGAGGAGGCUGCAGAUGGAGAUGGAGGUGCAGCUGCAGGCAGAGCGGGAGGAGGAGGCGGCUCGGCAGACCAUCCUGGAGCAGGAGAGGAGGGACAGGGAGCUGGCGCUGAGGAUCGCCCAGAGCGAGGCGGAGCUCAUCCCAGAGGAGGUGCAGAACGACACAGGCCUACGCAGUAACGGCUCCUCAGUUCCAUCGUCCCCAGAGAGAGCAGCCGCUGCUGGAACCACAAAACUCAAGAGCUUGACCAUGGAGGAAAUGGCGAAGGAAAUGACUGAACUUCUGACUCGAGGUCCACAGGUCCAGGCCUCCAAGGCCGCUGCUGAGGCCAAGAAGUACGAGCUGAACAAGUGGAAGUACGCCGAGCUGCGAGACGCCAUCAAUACCUCAUGUGACAUCGAGUUGCUGGCCGCCUGCAGGGAGGAGUUCCACCGCCGGCUCAAAGUCUACCACGCCUGGAAGUCAAAGAACAAGAAGAGAAACACUGAAGCGGAGCAGAGAGCGCCGAAGUCCGUCAUGGACUACGCCCAGCAGAACCCUGCCCCUCCCAUACCUGCCCGGCAGUACGAAGUGGCCAUGAACCGGCAGCAGCGCUACUUCCGCAUCCCCUUCAUCCGGCCGGGCGACCAAUACAAAGACCCCCAGAACAAGAAGAAGGGCUGGUGGUACGCUCACUUCGAUGGGCCCUGGAUCGCCAGGCAGAUGGAGCUGCAUCCUGAUAAACACCCCCUUCUACUGGUGGCAGGGAAGGACGACAUGGAGAUGUGCGAGCUGAGUCUGGAGGAGACGGGCCUGUCGAGGAAGAGGGGAGCCGAGAUCCUCCCUCGGCAGUUUGAGGAGAUCUGGGAGCGCUGUGGCGGGAUCCAGUACCUCCGCAGCGCCAUCGAGAACCGGCAGGCGCGACCCACCUACGCCACGGCCGUGCUGCAGAGCAUGUUCAAGUGACGGGGCCGGGGCUUCUCACUGCAGACAAAGGGACGAGUGCAGCAGCUACCUAACAGAUGGCAUCCAAGUGCACAGCACUAGGUUCUGACUGUGGGCCGCUCAUGUCAGCAGCCAGUUUUUUCAGCUGUCCUUUUGCUAUUUGUUUAAGUUUUUGUUGUUGUUGGCUCUCAGUUCUGGGGGGCGGGGGGGUUGCAUUGAAACUUAUGCAGAGAAAUCAUACUAAAUGAUCACAUCCGGUUGUUUUCCAGCUAAUUCUGUUUCUGCAGUCUAACGACGGGGCCUUAAUUCUACUUUAACAGGGUUGAAUUGCCAGAAGUAGGACUUUGUUUUCAGUUCUGCUUCCUCACACGUGAAAACCUUUGAUUCCUCUGUAAUUAUGCAUUCCUGAUUAUCACACUGACGUUUCGCCGGUGUGUGGCUUCCUUCCUAACAGCUCGUUGGUGACCCCUCUCUGACCUAAACCUGCUGUUUACGUCGUCUUCAUGUGGUUCUUACAGGGCAAAGAAAACUUGCACAAGGAGUUGUGAGCUCUCACUGUGAGGCAGUGCUGCAUGAGUGUCUGAUGAUUCCUCCCGACUGCACUCGUAAUGACUUCCGAUAUUUGAUAAUACUGUUUUAUUUUAUCUUUUGUCUUUCCAGCUGAACGCAACUGAUCUCAUUGAUUUGUCUUGUAGUGAUUCCUCUUUUCAUUUUGUGCAAUUUAAUGUGUAAAGCUAAUGAGAAAGCUCCAAAAACCUUUGACUUUGAGACCAAACGCCGCUCUAGCAUGAAGCCCCGCUUGGGGGCUUUUGGCCAGAGCAGAAAUUCAGCCAUUAGUUUCUCUCUGAGUUUAUUAAGCAAAGCGGAAAAUGUGAAGUAAUUAUGCAACUAUUGAGACACAAGUCCGCGUGUUGCUGCUGUGUGAGAGCAGAUCAGCGCCGCAGAAAAGCCCUUAGGUCAUUCGUGCAUCUUUAGUCUCAGAAUUAGAUCUUUUUACACAAAACACUGCAGUGAUUCCCAAGGUAAUUUCACUUGAGUUUUCAUCUUGUAAUCUUUAAAAAAAAAUCUCCAUCUGACUAUUUGUUCAACAUUCCAGAAAAUGUUUAAAGGUUUUUUUAGUCUCAUGUCAGACUGGACAUUUCUCUGCUGUGAGAGAAGCUGUAAAGCACCUCAUUAACUCUGCACUGGUACUCGGCCUUGAACUGGAACUUUCAUUCAACGCUGACAUAUUUUCUCCACAGCAGGUGUAGUGUGUAGAGCCACAGUGAUAUUGCUACUAAGAUGUAAAAGUUUAUUUUUGAAAGAACAGUUUCUACUUCAGUGGCUCAGGCGUGUGACAAGCAAUAAGUCACACACUAAGCUAAGGGGGGAAAAAGCAGGCCUCCUUUGUGGUGUACAUAAACAAUAUAAGACAAUCUGCUGUGACGUCACACCUGAGGCUGCUGAGAUUGUUGAGAUUGAUGCUCUGCUCAACAGACAGGUGACUCAGAUGAAAGCGAAGCUCGUCCCCUUUACAAAAGGCAUUAACAUGCAGGAAAGCAGCCUUAAGCCAGCGGACCAGUGCACUGAAGGUC